AUGAUGGCGGCGGUGGGGCGUCCCGCGUUGUUUGUGGUGGCCGUCGCGCUGUGGUGCGUGUGUGGCUGUGCAGCGGCCCCUGAUGUGAGUGACAGAAAGCAGAGGAAGGAAGCAGAGGUGCAUUUCCUGAAUGUGGAGAAGAAAAAAGCUGUGUUGACUUACCUGAAUGAGGCAAAGAAGAAGGCGCUAAAGGUUCAGGAGGCGGUGAAGGAGGCCAGGAGUGAGGUGGACGGGAUCAAGAAAGAAAAAGCACAAAUGAUGGCUGAGGUUAACGAGGCCUCAACAGCUGCAAUUGAGCUAAAUAAAAAAGUGAAGAUGGAUACCAAUCUUCAACGGGAGAAUAUUGGCAUUGUGAUUCGCUUGGCAGGUGAUGCAGAAUCGAAGUCUGACGUGGCUUACGAGUCCUUUGAUGCGUUGCUGAAGGGUGUGGCAAAGAUACUGAAUAAAAUAUCGGAAGCCGAGAAGUUGGCUGGGGAGUCGGAGCUGGCGUCGAGCGAUGCGGCUACCGAAGCAAAUACAAACGUCGUCGCCCUUGCAGAGGAGGCAUCAGAGAAAGCACAAGCGGUUAUGAAAUGGUUGUCACAGACACAGGAUACCUACAGAUUGGCACGGAACAAAGGUGCGUGGAAAGAGUACUCGCGGUAUGCAGCGAAAAAGGCUAAAGAAUUGUUGCAAAAUGCCAAAAAGAUAGGUGAAAUGUCUUUCUACGGAAACCGUGAAAAGGAGACAGUACAGGAAUUUGCUGAGACCUUAGAAGAGUUGGCGGCGAAGGCAGUGGGUGGUGCGGAAAAGGAUUUGAAUGCUGCCUACGAAAUAUUUGAACUUGUCAAACAGGUUGCCCCGAUCAUUGAGUUGUGGCUGAACAAGAUAGACAUUGCAUUGGACGCUGUAGAAAACCCUAAGACUGAGUCAAAUCCUUUAUCUACAUCUGGCAAGCCUUCCCGACUUCCAGUGCCGGCGCCAGAAGCAUCACACGGUC
Trypanosoma grayi is the source of this 979-nucleotide messenger RNA. RefSeq lists its product as hypothetical. The annotation marks the transcript as partial. The transcript has a single exon. NCBI's taxonomy places the organism in Eukaryota, Euglenozoa, Kinetoplastea, Trypanosomatida, Trypanosomatidae. The record is from RefSeq and is a predicted model, not a curated record.